Messenger RNA from Lymnaea stagnalis (great pond snail), 5055 nucleotides. The record is from the annotation of a GenBank genome assembly. NCBI's taxonomy places the organism in Eukaryota, Metazoa, Mollusca, Gastropoda, Lymnaeidae.
CCCAGGAGGAGUUUUACGGCGCUUCCGUUAUCCUCCUGUACUACGUCACGCUGUCUGACCAGGGGUGCCCCCGUCCCGCGGGGCAAGUGCCCAGCGUGCAGACGGCCAGGCAGCAUCUGCUGAACUUAACAGCAGCAUAUGAUAACUCGGCAGCGAUACGCCAGACGGGUUUAAAGUCUCUUUUGGAUAGAGUCAAGGUUGGUAUAACUCUUUGGUGUGUAUGGCGGAAAUGGAUGAUAGGCAGGGUGCGAAAAGAGUGGGCAAGAGCGGUUUAAAUGGGGGCGUGGCUAAUUAUAAGGGGGCGGUGUUGAGAUACGGUGAGAUAUGGUAAAGUUGUAUUGUGGGAAGGCUGGGAUUGGUGUAAAUAUUCAGUUUGGGUAGGGUGAGAUUGGGGUAAAGAUUCAGUUGGGGUUAGGUGGGAUAUGAGUGAAGAUUCAGUUUAGGUAGGAUGGGAUUGGGGUAAAGAUUCUGUUCUGGUAGGAUAAGUUUGGGGUAAAUAUUCAGUUUGGAUAGAAUGGGAUUGGUGUCAAGAUUCCGUUGGAUAGGGGGGAAUUGGGGUAAAGAUUCAGUUUUGGUAGGUUGGGAUAAGUGUAAAGAAUCAUUUCGGGUAAGGUCUGGACGUAAUGGUCACAGGCCACGGUUAGAGAAGACGCAAACCCCUUUGUUUAAAAACAUGAUUUGUUUUGUUUCUUUAAUUUACCCACCAAGCUUGAUUGCCUUCCCCAUGAAUAUUACAAAUAAACAACAACCCCACCAACGCCACCAACAACAACACCAACAACAACCAAUUCUGCCUCAUUUUUAUACAACAGCACCACAUUAGUCACGAUCACCACGAUCACAAAGCUAAUGACCCCCACGAAGGUCAUGGUCACCACCAGCACGACGACCACUCUGACCAUGAUCAUGGGCGGCGUCGGAGGGAGUCAGAUGACCACGACCACCAUGAACAGGAUGACCAUGAUGACCAUGAUGACCACGACUCCACGAAUAUGAUAGUUAAACGGAAGGUCAGUUUCCAAGAAACGUUUACUCUCCGUAACUUAACCGGGAAGCCCUGAGAUCAGCCACAUUAAUGUAAGGCCCACACUGCUCAAAUGUAUCAGAGUGGUAUCCAGGGUGGAGGGAAAACAUUGCUCAGGGCAUGGGGGCCACUGAGAGGUAGGCUAAAUGUGCUGGAGGGGGCCAGAGAACAAAAAAAAAAGAACCACUCCCAGCCCGGUUCAUAUUUCAAAUAUCAGACUCUUUCAGGUAGGGGCGGAAAUUUUUAUUUUUUGAUGUACGUGCCCCCUAACCCCUCCCCGCGUACGUCAUCGUCCACAUCCCAGUUUUCUUAAAUAAUCCUUAAUAUUGUCAUGUCCUUGACAUAAGCUUAAUCAAAAUAACCAUUUUGCAUGAUAUAGUUAGUGUAAAAAUAGUUGCGUCACUGCUAGAGCAGCUAAGCUUUAAAAAAAAAAAAAAGAAAAAGAAAAGAUUCAUACAAUUUGAUGUAGUUUUUUUUAUUAUAUUUUUUAUUUUUAAAUAUUGUUUUUUACGUUAAUUUAUUUAUGGCUAAUUAUUAACGGUAUAAAGUUAACAACAACUUCAUGAGAGAGAAAACUAACACGUUAUUUUUAAGUUAUGUUAAAAAAAAAGGAAGGAAAAAAAAAGAAGCAACGUUAGAGAAAACAAAAAAAAAAAAAUUCUGUAAACAUUGACACAAUGUUUUGUUCUCAGUGCCUCAGUUCCGAUGCCUUGUUUUACUACAUGGGGGCAGACAACGCUGGUUACGUGAGCACUGACAGGAUUGGGGAACUUUCUGCCCUGGUUGUCUACCUUAUCUACAGCGGUGAGCGUCUGUUCGAUAGUGAUAAAAAAAAACAAAAUUCAAGCCAUUUCUGAAAAGAUAGUCUACACUCAUUCAAGCCAAACGGCAAAAGAAAAAGAAAAAAAAAAGAAGAUAGGCAUCUGAUCGAACUCUUAAGCAGAAGUAAAAAUUUAAAAACAAAAAAUUAUUGUGUUACUUUAUUAUUAUUUUUUUUAAAUCUGUAGGCUGGAGAGUGAGAUGCAUAGUUUUAUUUUUACUUUAUUCACGCGUUGUUUAUGUUGUAUAAUUUUAAAAGAUGAACAUAUAAUUUUCAAUUAAAUAAAGUAUAGUUAUCGCAUGCAAGGUCACUUUCUAGAGCUGGGUCGAUUGAUUUCAUGUCAUUUUUAAUGGGGAUUUAAAGAAAGUCGUUUUAAACAAAUUAAAACUGGUUUUAGAUAUACCAUGCCGUCAUCGGAAUAUUAGUUGGUUAAAUGGUAAAUUUAAAGAUUUUAAAAGAUGAAAUAUGAGGUAAAUAUAGUUCAAUAUGGAAGAAAGUUACUGAAAAGUGUGUGAGUGUAUGUGUGUUAAUAGCAUGAGCGAGAUGACGGUUUGUGGCUUUCGCCCAAAGAGAGCCUGUGUGCGUGGCUUGAAAACUGGUGCUGGUGAGGAGAUUGUGACAACUGAAUGUGAGGGCUAAGUGCGGUCGGGUAGUGUGUGUGUGUGGGUUGUGGAGUUUGUAAAUGUGUGGGAGGAGAGUGCAUUUGCGUGAGUACUGAGCGAAGAUUGGAAUGCGUGAGUGUACGGCCAAAGUGUACGACUAAUGAAGUAAAUGUUAUUAUAUAUGUUCGAAUAAUUUUUUUACGAAUUGGUUUCAUGAGAUUUCAUCUAGCAAUCCAAAACCUUAUGUUUGACAGGUUCGGACGUCGAAGAGAAAUGUCGAUUGGUGCCCUAUAAAAGCGAGUUUAUAAACAAUAUUUUCCUCCAGUAUGCUCAAGGGGGUGCUAACAUCUCUGUCAGCGGUGAGUUGAAACUUUAAAAAAAAAAAAGUCUGUUCUGGUAAAAUUUUGGCCAAUACUUAAAAAAAAAAAAAGUCUGCUAUGGUAAAAAUUUGGCCAAUAAUUAAAAAAAAAAAAAUCUGUUCUGGUAAAAAUUUUGCCAAUAAUUAAAAAAAAAAAAAAAGUCUGUUCUGGUAAAAUUUUGGCCAAUACUUUAAAAAAAAAAAGUCUGUUCUGGUAAAAUUUUGGCCAAUACUUAAAAAAAAAAUAAAAAUAAAAACAACAUGUUUUAAACAUUCAACGUUAUGUUAGUUACUUGUUUUAUCCACCGAAUUUUCGGUAUUGUAGGGGUUAAUCUUCUACCAUUACUUUUGACCACUUUUCUAUGGGUUAAUCGUCUACAGUUAUUUUAGUUCUGCAUUGUAAGGGCUCAUCUUCUACUAAUAUUCUAUUUCUGUAUUCCAAGGGUUAGUCUUCUACAAUUAUUCUAGCUCUGUAUUCUAAGGGUUAAUCUUCUAUUAUCAUUUUAGUUCUUUAUUCUAAAGGUUAAUCUCGUACUAUUAUCCUAUUUCUGUAUUCUAAGGGUUAAUCUUCUACCAUUAUUCUAGUUCUGUAUGACAAGGAUUAGAUCUAACAAUUGUUCUAAGUCAGUUUUCUAAUGAUCAAUCUUCGAAGAUAAUUGUUCCAGGUCAGCAGUAUAAGGGUUGAACUUUCCAUCUUUCUUCUAGGCCUCAAGUCUCUGAUGUCCAGAUUAGAUAUUAACCCAGAUGACUUUAAGCACGGUCACGCUGGACAUGACCACUCUGACGGACACAAACACAGGCGACGUCGGUCAGUGUCCAGUUGGUCAGCGAACAUGGUGGACAUCACAUCAGCCAGGGAGAAACGUCAAACUCCAGUGUCACAGGUCAACUUUUUUUUUUUAAAUUACAAUUUUUGAAAGGCAAUUUCUUUGUGUUCUUUGUUUCGGUUGCAUGGUUGGUCAACGGUGAGAGUUUCUUUCAACUCUUUUAAAGGUAGAUGAUCGUAAUAUUUCAGAGUUACAAAACGGGGAAAAAUAUUCGCUAGCCCCCCUUUAAAAACAAGGAACUCAUAACGAUGAGGUGAUUGAGGGGGAGAGAGAGAGAGAGAGAGAGAGAGAGAGAGAGAGAGAGGGAGAGAGAGAGAGAGAGAGGGGGGAGGGGGAGGGGCGAAAACAAAAGCUCUAAAACAAUAAAAAAAAUCGUAGCUAAAUAUCUCUAUACCAAUAACUCAAAAAAAUAAAUAAACUUGAACUUAAAAAAAAAUAAAACGGGGAAAAAUAUUCGCGAGCGCCCCUGUAAAAACAAGGAACUCAUAAAGAGGAGGGGAUAGAGGGGGAGAGAGAGAGAGAGAGAGAGAGAGAGAGAGAGAGAGAGGGAGAGAGAGAGAGAGAGAGGGAGGAGGGGGAGGGGCGAAAUCAAAAGCUCUUAAGCAAUAAAUAAAAUCGUAGCUAAGUAUUUCUUUACGAAUAACUUUAAAAAAUAAAUAAACUUGAACUUUAAAAAAAAAAAAAAAUCUCUAUAUGUUAUAAGUAGCCUCGUCAGUGUCGUGAACUUUGUUGAAUUUCUGGGACAUUAUACCGCUUCUAGAAAUACUAAUCAAAUUCAUCUAUACUUAAUUGCUUAUAGAAAUACUUAUCAACGUUAUAUAUAUCAACGCUCCCAGAAACAGCCAGACACUGGAGUCCUUUAAAACCGAUUUAAAAACACAUCUAUUUCGCAAACACUUUCGGGGGGUGAUGUUGUCUACCAUCUUUUUCCAGUUAAUGUAUAUUGGCUUGUGUUGCCUAUGGUUGAAAUCGGACGAAAGACUUUGACUGUGUAUGCUUGUAUGUAGUUUUUAUCUUGUUGCAUUUGUUAAUUUAUGUGGUAAAUUAUAGAUUAUUUUUAUUUCUCUCUUUUUUUUUAAUACGUUUGACUUUGCACCACGCUUCGAGCUUUUGGGGAUGAAGCGUGUUUUUCAAAUAAACUUUAUUUUUAUUAUUAUUAUAUAGCAACUUGAUUUUUUUAAAAUCCUUAUUAGAAGAAGAAAUUUGUUUCAUUUCUUAAACAACAAUUCCAAUAAAAAUGGUUCUACGUGUGCAGGACCUGGUCAGCUGCUACACGGCUAACCAGCUGAUGACACUGUACGAGUCAAACACAGGAGUGGACAAGAUGACCUUCCAACAGCUGUGCCCGUCACUCUUAAGCCAGAAGCUCUACGCAGACUGCACACCGCCCAGUCCGCAGACUUUAGGGCCGACGGAGGCCGAGA